AUGCCGAGGUCUCUCAGUGUGAAACUAGCAUGGAGGCCACUCACCCACCUUCUGACCAGUGCAGCACUCCAGCUUCUUACCUCAGGCAGCUGCUCUUCAAGUUUAUUUCCAACGCUGGCACCACCAUUCCAUGUGGUAGUCAAUGGGGAAAGAAAGACGCUGGUCUUUUGUCUGGUGAGGGAGCUCUCAGAAGAUACGUUGGACGCUGUUUGGUUUUCCAAUGGAAAUGGUAGCCUGCUGGAAUCUUUCAACUAUGGGAUUUCCAAGGAUGCAGACGGCACUUUCAGCACUAUCGCCCAAAUCUCCAUCAGCACCAGCGAAUUUGAAUCGUGGAAUUCUGUUACUUGCUAUGUGGCACAAAACGAAACCUCAAAGGCGUGGAGCAACACUUUACUUCAACCCACGGAAGAAAAAAUGAGAGAUCUAUGCCUGCCUGAAAAGCAAGGAGCACGAGACCAGAUAUUGUCCGCAGAGGUUCUGCACACCAGUUCACAGGCCCUGUUUCUAUUAGCCAUCCGAGUUUUGCUGUUCAAGUUUGUCCUGUUUGACGUCUUGAUGACUUGCUGCAUCCUUUACAAGAAGUAA
Molecule: messenger RNA, 585 nt
Organism: Varanus komodoensis (Komodo dragon)
Lineage: Eukaryota; Metazoa; Chordata; Lepidosauria; Squamata; Varanidae
Gene: PTCRA
Product: pre T cell antigen receptor alpha
Exons: 4
Coding region: 1-585 (194 amino acids)
Source: RefSeq, a predicted model, not a curated record